AUGACUAUUGCCGAUUUUGCAAUCUAUCCAUGGGCAAGAAAUGUUGUUAGAGUGCCUGGUUGGAGUGAAGAGUAUCCAAAUGUCAUUAGAUACAUUGCUACGGUUAGAGCUAGACCUGCUGUAGUUGGAGGCUGCAUUGCCAAAGAACUUUGA
Cavenderia fasciculata is the source of this 153-nucleotide messenger RNA. RefSeq lists its product as uncharacterized. NCBI's taxonomy places the organism in Eukaryota, Evosea, Eumycetozoa, Acytosteliales, Cavenderiaceae. The record is from RefSeq and is a predicted model, not a curated record. The transcript has a single exon. The coding region runs from base 1 to 153 and encodes 50 amino acids.